UCUUCUCUCCCUUCUCAACUCCUUUCCCAUGGUCACAGUCCCCUCAAAAGCAAGCCACUACUGACCAAACUAGCCCCCGCCGGAAUCUCACUGCAACGCGUCAUGCAGUCUGCCGCCGAUGAGACGGCAGCUCGAUCACCGCUUGAGAAGCCGCUCCACCAGCUCACGGAAGAUGACAUUUCUCAGCUCACUCGUGAGGAUUGCCGCAGAUUCCUCAAAGAGAAAGGGAUGAGAAGGCCGUCGUGGAACAAAUCGCAGGCAAUCCAGCAAGUGAUCUCACUCAAAACCCUACUCGAACCUCCGCCGGAGUCCGACGACGGCCAGCCUCCCCGGAGGCGCUACAUUCCCCGUCCGGAUAACACCCAUCGUGUGCGUGCCCUUGCAAAUCCCUCUGUUUCUGCGAAAGUAACCUCCGCCGAUUCUCCGAUCUCUGUCCCGGCCGAAGAAUCUGCUCCAUACCGCCGGCAAGAUCCGCCUUUGAAUGAUUUCCCGGCCAACAAUCCUCUUCCUCCUCCAUCUGCUCCUGCCGUCCGUCACGCCACCGCAGACAACGACUCCGUGUCUCCCAGAAGUACAGGUGCAGCUGCUACUGAGCAAGCCAGGCAGAUGACGAUAUUUUACUGUGGGAAGGUAAACGUCUAUGAUGACAUGCCAAGAGAUAAGGCUCGAGUUAUCCUGCAGCUCGCUGCCAGUCCACUCCCUUUGACUCAGGAUAGUUCAUCUGACGGCAGUCAACCAGUAUGGCCAUUUAUGGUCCAAUCAGAAACUCACGUUCCUAAAGCAGCUCAAUUUUCAUCGGCAUUGGCCUUCCCUUCCGUGCAAACUGCGAAACUGGCAGAAAACUGUCAGCUGCAGAGAGGCAAUUACCAGUUAACUCCUGAAGUCAACCAAGAAGGCCCUGGGAGUAGGAAAGCAUCGGUGCAGAGGUACCUGGAGAAGCGGAAAGACAGGUUCAAGCACAAGAGAAAAGUGGGAAUGUCUUGUCCUGGGUCUGCUAAUGUAGACAUCUACUACUCAAACAAUCGGAUGGGCGAUCUAGUCUCAAAUGAAUGCUGGAGCACAAGUGAUCCUUGCUCCUCUCCUCAAUCAAUGCGGUGCAUCUCAGCUGAGAACCCAGAAAAGCACUCCAAUCUUGCUGCUGAUCUUGGUACUAAAGAUGUGCAAGAAUGUUAGCUGCUGGGAGGAUAAAGCGAUCUUGUCAGCGAGUUAAAUCUUCAGACCAUAUCAACAUAUCAUAACUUGGUGCAGUGGCGCUGAAUAAAAACCAGUAGUGGUCCAGGAAGGCAUCGGGCUGUUUGUUCCUUCCGUACAGGUAGGAGUUCUCGUCGUGAUUGUAGAGGAAUCAAUAUUGCGGCUAUCAGAGACUGAGAAUGUAAGAGCAGAGUCUAUGUACAACUCAAGGUUGAGUCAAAAGUUGUUUGAAAUAGUUAACUUCCUAGUUCAAAUCUCAAUCCUACAUAUCUCUUGAUGACACAAUUUAAAUGAGAUGGAUCGUGUGAUGAUACUUGGCUUGUUUUAACUACAACUUCACAUUCGUCUUGCAAAGUAUAAACAAUGAUAGAGUGUAUCAUAGUGUAAACAAGUA
Linum tenue is the source of this 1585-nucleotide messenger RNA. NCBI's taxonomy places the organism in Eukaryota, Viridiplantae, Streptophyta, Magnoliopsida, Malpighiales, Linaceae. The record is from the annotation of a GenBank genome assembly.